Molecule: messenger RNA, 645 nt
Organism: Penicillium antarcticum
Lineage: Eukaryota; Fungi; Ascomycota; Eurotiomycetes; Eurotiales; Aspergillaceae
Exons: 2
Coding region: 1-645 (214 amino acids)
Source: RefSeq, a predicted model, not a curated record
AUGCUUACAGCGACUCUGUUCUCUCUCUUCCUCCUUGCUGGUGCACAGCCGCUGGCACAAAGUCUGACUGUCGAACCUGUCAAGGACUGCUCCGAGCUCCCAAAUUACAAUCCGAAAGCGAGGAUCGCCGGCCCGUGGACGAUCAACGUUGAUGGAUGCCGUAAUGGCACCUCGUCGCACUGCAGCAUCGAACGAUUUUCCACUAGCGCUGAUACAACACGCCAAUUUGGUGAUGAAGGCUUCCUCAACGGCCUGAUCACCAUAACAAGCCAAAAAGAAAAUAUCAAAACUCAACUACGCUGCAACGGCAACGAAGGAAUAAAUCAAAUCGAAGCUCACAUCCCCUACGGCUCAGGCGAUCUUGCCUGGCACCCUGUCGGCAUCAACCACCACCCAGCAACGGGUCGUCUCGUCUGGGGUCGGGAAUUCGAACCAGUGCAAUUUUACCGACACUCGGUGCAAGGUGCACGAGCUGAGGGAAUAUUCCUUGGCUCAAACGGUCAGACCCAGUGGUUUAUUCAUUCGUCUGGGCCGGAUGUCAGCUUUGUUGAUUACAAGCCGUAUUGGAUCCCCAGGCUUGUGAUCCCCGACAUGGUGAUGAACGCGCAGGAAUCGAAGGCUUUUAUGAGGAUUGACGGGAGCUGA